AAGCCUAUAGCAUUUCACUUUCCCACUUGCGCUGUUUGAAUUUUUUUUUUUUUCAGAGUCUAGUCCCCCACUAUCACCAAAUUCGCUUUUUCUAUUCAAAUGGACCGCAUUCCAGAGCAUCGCCGCAACGCAUACAAGACAAAGGGUGCUUUUGCGGCGGAGGAGCUUCGUCGCCGUCGCGAGGAGCAAACCGUCGAAAUUCGCCGGCAGAAGCGCGAGGAGUCGCUUGCCAAAAAGCGCAACUUUAACCUGCCGAAUGACAACCUGUCCGACAGCGAGGACGAGGAGGGCCUGGGCUCUAACCAGGAGCUGCUGCAGGAACAGUUCCCCGCCAUGAUUUCUGGACUGUACGCCGAGAGCCUGGACGACCAGCUGACGGCGGUGACGCGGUUCCGCAAGCUCCUGUCCAAGGAGCACAAGCCGCCAAUUGAGGAGGUUAUCUCGUGCGGAGUCGUACCGCGCUUCGUCGAGCUCCUGCGGUCGACGCACUCGGUUAUUCAGUUUGAGGCCAGCUGGGCCCUGACCAACAUUGCGUCGGGCUCGUCGCAGCAGACACAGGUUGUCAUUGAUGCGCAGGCCGUGCCUCUGUUCAUCCAGCUGCUCAGCAACGAGAACCUGGAUGUGCGCGAGCAGGCGGUGUGGGCGCUGGGUAACAUUGCUGGCGACAGCCCGCGGUGCCGCGACUUUGUGCUGUCUGAGGGCGCGCUCCAGCCGCUGAUCCAGCUGCUUAACGAGAACCACAAGCUGUCGAUGCUGCGCAAUGCGACCUGGACGCUGUCGAACUUUUGCCGUGGCAAGAACCCGCAGCCCGACUGGGAGACAAUCAAGCCUGCGCUGCCGGUGCUGAGCAAGCUCGUCUACUCGGUAGACGAUGAUAUCCUGAUGGACGCCUGCUGGGCAGUGUCAUACCUGUCGGACGGACAGAACGACAAGAUCCAGGCGGUGAUUGAGUCUGGCAUGUGCCGCCGGCUGGUUGAGCUGCUGAUGCACCCGAUGACGACUGUGCAGACGCCUGCCCUGCGUUCGAUCGGCAACAUUGUUACUGGUGACGAUAUGCAGACGCAGGUCGUGCUGAACUGCGGUGCCCUGCCGGCGCUGCUGUCGCUGCUGAACUCGCCCAAGGACGGCAUUCGCAAGGAGGCGUGCUGGACGAUUUCCAACAUCACCGCGGGCAACACCACGCAGAUCCAGGCGGUCAUUGACGCAAACAUCUUCCCGCCGCUGCUGCACGUGCUGCAGAACGGCGACUUCAAGAGCAAGAAGGAGGCGUGCUGGGCCGUGUCGAACGCGACCUCGGGCGGGUUGAACCAGCCGGACCAGAUCCGCUACAUUGUGCAGCAGGGGUGCAUCAAGCCGCUGUGCGAUCUGCUGAACUGCAUGGACAACAAAAUCAUCCAGGUUGCCUUGGACGGCCUGGAGAACAUCCUGAAGGUGGGCGAGGCAGACCGCGAGAAGAACGCGUCGCACAUGAAUGAGUUUGCGCUGUACGUCGAGGAGGCUGGUGGCAUGGAGAAGAUCCACAACCUGCAGCUGCACGACAACAUCGAGAUCUACAAGAAGGCGUACAACAUCAUCGACAAGUACUUUGCCGAGGAAGGCGAGGACGAGGAGGACAGCGAGUUGAUGCCAGGCGUCGACGAGCAGACUGGCCAGUUCAACUUUGAGGGCAACGUCGCGGUGCCCGAGGGCGGCUUCAACUUUGGCAACCAGUAAGCAAAAAUGCCACUCCAGGAAGG
Messenger RNA from Linderina pennispora, 1736 nucleotides. RefSeq names its product ARM repeat-containing protein. NCBI's taxonomy places the organism in Eukaryota, Fungi, Kickxellomycota, Kickxellomycetes, Kickxellales, Kickxellaceae. Gene Ontology annotation, molecular function: nuclear import signal receptor activity; protein binding. The record is from RefSeq and is a predicted model, not a curated record. Gene Ontology annotation, biological process: NLS-bearing protein import into nucleus. The coding region runs from base 100 to 1713 and encodes 537 amino acids. Gene Ontology annotation, cellular component: nucleus; nucleoplasm; cytoplasm. The transcript is spliced from 3 exons.